Molecule: messenger RNA, 327 nt
Organism: Echinostoma caproni
Lineage: Eukaryota; Metazoa; Platyhelminthes; Trematoda; Plagiorchiida; Echinostomatidae
Source: the annotation of a GenBank genome assembly
AUGUACGAUGCAGAAUUUACAGACGCUCAGUUAUUAGAUCAACGUAUUUCCGUAGACGACACAGAGUCUAUCGCUAUUGUAGAGUCUGGUACAAUGUUCGUCAGUGGGCACUUCGUGGUCCCUCUGCCAUGGAAGAAUGGUGUCAAUACCGGUAUGGCAAACUAUGCAUCAGCGCUCUCGGGGAUGAACAGCCUGAAGCGGCGCUUGAGUAAUGACGAAUCGCUACGAUUCCGCUACGCACAAACGAUGAAGAUGACUAUGGAGAAGGGAUAUGCCGUACCAGUCCAUGAGGAACAGUUACAAUGCGACUUUCAUCCUCGUUGGUAG